UCGUACAAUUUUACAAGGCUCUCCAAGUUAGAAAGCUUGACGAGGGUGUCAAAGGCUUCCAUGGGAGAGAGUGUCAAGGGGUGCAAGUUUAGGGACUUGAGUCCAAGGUGUCAACGCUAAGAUCAGAGUGCAAAGUCAUGGUGUCACACCCAUGUACGCGCGGAGCCCUGGAAAGUUCGGCGAGAAUUCUCUGGAAGCGGCGAGUGCGUGGAAACGAAGGCUAAACAGUACUCUCAGUGGGGCCGGGAGAAAGGAAGGGGGCUGCGUGUGGAAGGUAAGCAAGAUGAACAGCAAGGGCCUGGAUAUAUCCGGAGGAAAAUCGUCGCCAUCAUCGACGGCAACAUGGGUUUGGACAAGGUCAGCGUCGGCCUCGGGGAAGAGGAUACAGAGGGAGUUGGCGGAGCUGAACAUCAACCCACCCAGUGAUUUCUAUGCUGGCCCCAAGGGUGACAAGCUGGACAACUGGGUCGCCACCCUCACUGGCCCUCCCGGAACACCAUACCAUGGCGGUAUAUUUUUCCUCGAUAUAAAAUUUCCAAAUGAUUAUCCCUUUAACCCUCCAGAGGUAGUAUUCAAAACUCGAAUAUACCACUGCAAUGUGGAUUCUGCUGGCAAUCUUAAUUUGGACAUCUUAAAAGAUGGUUGGAGUCCUGCCCUAACAGUUACAAAGGUGCUAAGCACAAUCAGUUCUAUCUUCACAAACCCUGAUCCUUAUAAUCCUCGCAGCCCUGGCAUUGCCCGCUUGUACUUGACUGACAGAGCCAAACAUGAUGAAAUAGCUGCAGAGUGGACGCUGCGAUUUGCAAAAUGAACCCAGUGAAUCUUUAAAAGAGCACUACCAGCCGCAAAUGCCUUCUCAACAAUUUCACCUAUCAAAAUAUUUGUAAAUUCAACAUCAGCCGGUUCAACUUGCAUCUUAGCUCAUUACCACACCAAAUUAUAGUUGCACCUGUGAACUGUAAAACCAUCUCUUUAAAUUUAGAUCUAUUUGACAGGUUGGGAAGGCUCAUGCAAAGAAAAGUAUCGUAUAUGGCAUAGCGUCCCUUUCCCUUGUAGUCUUUUGUUUACAAUAUUAUAGUAACGAAUAGAGAGAUGUUUCAUGGGUGACUUCCCACGUUCUUUUAUAAAUUAUUUUAUGAUAU
This is a messenger RNA of Rubroshorea leprosula, 1142 nucleotides long. The record is from the annotation of a GenBank genome assembly. NCBI's taxonomy places the organism in Eukaryota, Viridiplantae, Streptophyta, Magnoliopsida, Malvales, Dipterocarpaceae.